Messenger RNA from Sparassis crispa, 1638 nucleotides. RefSeq lists its product as hypothetical. The transcript has 2 exons. The coding region runs from base 1 to 1638 and encodes 545 amino acids. The record is from RefSeq and is a predicted model, not a curated record. Lineage: Eukaryota; Fungi; Basidiomycota; Agaricomycetes; Polyporales; Sparassidaceae.
AUGGCAGGUUGCUCCUGGAUCGACAACAUUAAGAACCCGUACGAGAUCACACUCGACCCUAACACCGUUAUUUCCGAUCUGGAUGAUUACACCUCUGAAAGUCUCGCGAACAUCCGAACGGUAAUCUUAAAUGGAGGCGUUGACCCCCGGGACUCGAAGAGCGAGCCUCGGCGUCGGUGGACAUUUGCGAUUGCUCCAUUUUUGGGAAAAUUAACUGACAUUCAGGCCCUGCAGCUCAAGUUUAUAGACUUGGAGUGGGUGGCGAAGCCGACAAGAAAAAUUCUCAGCUCAUGGGAACACAGUAUCACCACGCUGGACUUGGUUUAUGCCUACUUCUUCGAAGCCAGAGAUCUUUUGAAAACUCUGGAGUCAUUCCCUCAUCUCACGAUCCUACGGCUAGGACGCGUGUACGCUGACGGGCGUCAUCCGACUCAUGCUCAAUUGACCCGUACCAAAGCCCUCAACUUCCAGCGGUUACACUUAUCAGGCACUGAGCGUCUAUGGAUGAAGUGGCUGCUGGGAAACCGAGUGGUGUUGACGGUAAAGGAACUCUAUGUGGAAUACUCCCAGCGGGACCUUGCUCCUACUGUUGAUUUUCUCCGGGUGAUAGCACCCUCUCUGGAGCAAUUGGCUUUUGAGUUACAUCAGGGUGAGGAUAUUGACACGAGGAUAAUGAAUGCGAGCGCAAGCAGAGGCGACAAUAAUGCGGAUCCAGGAAAUGAGCACUGGGAGGUACGUCGGGAGGCGGUUUCAAGAGGCUGCUCGAAUGCAGCAAAUGACGUUAAUGCACAAGAUAACAUGCACGGAGGCGACAAGACGGACACAGACAACGACAUGGACGCAGACGACAAGACGGACACAGACAAUGACAUGGACGCAGACGACAAGACGGACACAGACAAUGACAUGGACGCAGACGACAAGACAGACACAGACAACGACAUGGACGCAGACGACAAGACGGACACAGACAACGACAUGGACGCAGUCGACAAGACGGACACAGACAACGACAUGGAUGCAGACGACAAAAGCGAUAACGGAGAAUUCAUCAAGUCAUUGUCAUCUCGUGACGGCGAAGACGAAGAUGAAGACGAAGACGAAGACGAAGACGAAGACGAAGACGAAGACGAAGACGAAGACGAAGACGAAGACGAAGACGAAGACGAAGACGAGGAUGCCACUGAUCCCGCAUGGGUCAAAGAGAAGGAGCUGAUAGAACGUCGAUGGUUGUCUGCUGAGCAGGCAUGCCAGGAGCUUGAAGAUGCUUUGAAAGGAGAACCAAUUUCACAGGCUCCGAAUCUGAGGGUGCUGCAUGCUAUCGUCUGUCCGUCACUCCCGGGCCUCGCAAUACUCGUGCUGCGCAUGAUUUUUUCCUUGGUGUCUCCUUCCACGACCGAUUUCUACCUAGAGCUGCAUUUCGACGCCACGACUAUGGAUCUGAUUGAUUGGCCGCAGCUCGAUGCGCUGAUUUGCGAACUUCCGCUCGUUCGCUCCGAAGGCUGCAAGUUCUGCCUCGGGAUCCUUUAUUUGCAGGACGAGGACAACCCUGACCAGUUUAUCAAGUCCAGAGUCUGGCAGAAAUUGCCAGGAGUAGUGGGGAGAAAAGUCAUUCAGAUUGUCUUCGGGGAGUGUUAG